Messenger RNA from Drosophila rhopaloa, 2525 nucleotides. RefSeq names its product actin-related protein 2 (gene Arp2). Gene Ontology annotation, cellular component: actin cortical patch; Arp2/3 protein complex. Lineage: Eukaryota; Metazoa; Arthropoda; Insecta; Diptera; Drosophilidae. The record is from RefSeq and is a predicted model, not a curated record. The transcript has 6 exons. Gene Ontology annotation, molecular function: actin filament binding. Bases 382 to 1566 code for a protein of 394 amino acids. Gene Ontology annotation, biological process: Arp2/3 complex-mediated actin nucleation.
AGAAAACAAAUGCUCCCGCCCGCGUGUUUGUGGGUGUGUGAGUGCGCGGCGGGUGUCCAUGUGUUCGUGAGUGUGCGUGUGUGUACGAGUGGAAGUGGAAAGUUGUGAUUAACUGCAGUCGCUCUCCGGCGGUCCAAAAAAAUAAUCAUUCAACAGUAGUGUUUAAUGAACGGCCAGCAGAAAACGCGAUCGCUCAACUCCUCCACUGUAUCUGUUGUUGUUGUUUUUUUUGUUUUUAUCAAGGAGAGGCGCCGCAACCAAUAAAACCAACACACCCAGAAAGGCAACCAAGUCGUGUCAUCAGUGGAAGAGGAAAUACAGCAGCAGCAGCGGCAGUGGGAGAAGCAGUGGUUUUCCAGCUCCAAAAAGAGUCCUUAAAACAUGGACAGCAAGGGUCGCAAUGUAAUCGUCUGUGAUAACGGCACAGGGUUCGUGAAGUGCGGAUAUGCCGGCAGCAAUUUUCCCACCUUCAUUUUCCCCUCGAUGGUGGGACGCCCCAUGAUCCGGGCGGUCAACAAAAUCGGCGAUAUCGAAGUCAAGGAUCUGAUGGUCGGGGACGAGGCGUCACAGCUGCGGUCCCUGCUAGAGGUCUCCUAUCCCAUGGAGAACGGCGUGGUGCGCAACUGGGACGACAUGUGCCACGUGUGGGACUACACGUUCGGGCCCAAGAAGAUGGACAUUGAUCCCACAAACACAAAAAUUCUGCUGACCGAGCCGCCCAUGAAUCCCACAAAGAACCGAGAGAAAAUGAUCGAGGUGAUGUUCGAGAAAUACGGCUUUGAUUCCACAUACAUUGCCAUCCAGGCUGUGCUGACGCUAUAUGCCCAGGGUCUGAUCUCGGGUGUUGUGAUCGACUCGGGCGAUGGUGUAACGCAUAUAUGUCCCGUGUACGAGGAGUUUGCCUUGCCCCAUUUGACGCGGCGACUGGACAUUGCUGGUCGCGAUAUCACACGUUAUUUGAUUAAGUUACUGUUACUACGUGGCUACGCUUUCAAUCAUUCCGCUGACUUCGAAACGGUGCGCAUCAUGAAGGAGAAGCUCUGCUACAUCGGCUACGACAUCGAAAUGGAGCAGCGAUUGGCCCUGGAGACGACGGUGUUGGUGGAGUCCUACACUCUACCCGAUGGCCGGGUUAUCAAGGUCGGCGGAGAGCGAUUCGAGGCGCCGGAAGCCCUGUUCCAGCCGCAUUUAAUCAACGUGGAAGGUCCGGGAAUUGCGGAACUGGCUUUCAACACGAUCCAGGCAGCCGACAUCGACAUCCGGCCCGAACUUUACAAGCACAUAGUCCUGUCCGGCGGUUCCACCAUGUAUCCGGGUCUUCCCAGUCGGCUGGAGCGGGAGAUCAAACAGCUGUAUUUGGAGCGGGUACUCAAGAACGAUACGGAAAAGCUGGCGAAAUUCAAAAUACGAAUUGAGGAUCCGCCGAGGCGCAAGGACAUGGUCUUCAUCGGCGGUGCUGUCCUGGCGGAGGUGACGAAGGACCGCGACGGAUUCUGGAUGUCCAAGCAGGAGUACCAGGAACAGGGCCUCAAAGUAUUGCAAAAGCUCCAAAAGAUCAGUAACUAGAGUUGAAGACUUGUGAGAACGAGUGCAAGGACUACUGGAGUGGGAUGAGUUGAUAAGACCCCGGAAAUUGGGAUGAACAAUUGUAUAAAUUUGUUUUGGCUAGUUCGUAUAAGUUAAAAAUUUUCAGUUUUGCGUGAUGUAUCUGUCUUUAUGUGUGUUUUUGUGUGCCUGCGUGAGUAGGCGUGUCUGUUGAGCAGGAUUGGUCCACUUGUCCUUAGAUUCCCAUAAAUCGCAUAACCGCAAUGAAUUGUAAUAUUUUUUUUCGCCGCGAGGCCAGCGCCUAAUGUCGCCUAAAUUGUGUAACCCUAAAUUAGUAUGUUUAAUUGAUUAUGAUUACGCCCAAAGCCCUCUUGUUUUUCUAAAUAUAUAAAUAAAUUCCCCAUAUCGAUAUUUUUGUAACCGCAUAAUGUUUCAUUUCGAGCGAGUAUUUCACAUUUAGUAUUUACUAGGCCAAGUCUGCCAGUAGCAGCGAUUAUAAAUCGUGUGUGUAUGAGACAGAGAAGGAAAUAGGGCAAGGCAAGAAAGUUGCACAGCAUAGAAGGAGAGCGCGAGAGUUGGAGUUGUCUUGCUUUCGUUAAACUAAAUUAACUAGAUAACUAGAUACACUGAUUUAACCGCCUUUCCCUGCCUGCCACCUAACCUUAAUUUAAGUAUUUAUGGGUUAUCUCUAACUAGACAAAGAUAAACCAAGUCGGUCAGCCCCAAGUUCUUGCAUUUAUGUUGCCCAAUAACCGAAAGUAUUAUCAACCGAAGUGUUUCAUUUGAUUUAUUUUCCCCCAUCUGCCUUUUCUAGUUAGUUGCAAUUUGAUGAUUGUUGGGGCAAACCGGACGCUACACAUGCGUUACUAUCGGUGCAUAUAUAAUAUAUAUAUAUAUGAUCAAAAUAUAUUUAUAUGUUUAAUGAAUGUGUAAUGCCAAUUAUAUAAGUAACUGCAAUAAACAUAAUUAUGUAUGAUGUA